CGGGACCCUCUCUGGCCGGCUCGUGCCAGGAAGCUUGUGUUUCUUGGCAGGCGGUGGGGAAUGACGCGCACAGGCGUGGUAAUAACAAUGAGAACACUAUUAACUCCAGACUGCGCGCUAAAAGAAUUUAAAAUAAAAAAUAAAAUAAAAAAAUACUUGCGCAUAAAAAGAAAUCCUUUAAGGACGUGACUAUUUAAAAAAAAAAAAAAGAAGAUUCUCACACCUGAAGCGUGUGUGAUUGAAACUUUCACUGAAGCGGCGGAGUUUCCUGUGAACGCGGGCAGUACAGUACAUAGGAAAUGACUCAUCGGAGCUGAACUGCUCGCGUGGGUGUGCGCGCUAUUAAAACAAGGCGCAGACUCCUCCGUGUGACUCACUCCGCUCUGAUGCUCGCUUUUCCAGGCUCCAAACCAGCCCCUCGCCUUGUUUGAUUCACAUGAACUUUUCGGGAAUCGCGAGCAGACAUGGUGGCUUCUCCUAGCUCCGCGUGCGCGCUCUGCGGACUGAUCCUGGCGGCCGUCAGCAGCCUGCACGGCGUCAGCGCGCAGAAAAGUCAGUGUGGCAUCACAGAGUUCUGGAACUCGGACCUGGACGUCUGCGUGUCCUGUUCGUCGUGCAAGCAGUACCCCAAGACCCCGUCCUGCAACACAUGUAACUCGGUGGAGGAGACGCACGACGUGUGGAAGCUGGCGGCCAUCACCAGCUUCUCCGUGCUGGCCGUCGUCCUGGUGGGGGCGGCGCUCAUCAUCGGGGUCAUGGUGCACCGGCGGAAGUCACACAAGCGACCUCUACGAGAGCCUAUUGAGGAAACAGCGGGGCCUCUUUAUCAAGCUUAAACAGUUCACCUCAUCUUCCUCUGGAAAACCAGAUGUGACGGACCGAAGCAGCAGCUGGUUUCGCCGCCCGGACGAGGACUCUCUGGACCGUGGGUUGUGGACUCUGGCCGCCGGGCUGCACCUCGACCACAUAUCGAACCAUUUUAAUUUAUUAGAUGGUGGAGUUCUCACGCUCUCCGUGCAGACCCGGCGGUGAGCUGCGGAGAGCGCCCCCUCCCCGCCCGCGUAGGGACUGUAACAGCAUUAUAACCAGCGGUAUCGUCUUAGUGUGCCUUUCUAUUCCACUCCGUCGAUGGUGAACGUCUGGGAGGCCUCCAUCGGCCCGAUUCAGAAACGCCGCGCCGCUUCUCUCAGACGGACUCCAGUGAAUGUAACACGGUUUGAUCCCCUCCACAGCAGGGGGCGGUUUUAGACAAGCUCAUGGUCAUUUAUCACAUGUGAGUGUGACGUACUGUUCGGCACAUUAAGGCCGUUUGAAUGUAGCUACUUUAGGUGGAAUUAGGGAAUCGUACUCCUUCGCCUUCGUCCCUGCCGGUAACUCUGUGUACGUAUUGAACUCAUGCACUGUUACGGGGUCUCCUCGGACCAACACGGACCCUCCGCUGCAGCACAGGCUCUAGCGUUGCUCAGUUUUUUGUUUUUUUUGCCUGCUGCAGGCCCUGAAGUCACAUGUUUGUUCUGGUGCUGGAAGGACAGGAUGCUUGAAACACUAGACACACGAUCUCAAACUGCUAACAUGUGGGAAUGCCGGGUGGAAUGUACUGUAGGGAGGGAAACAACCUGUCUGAGGUGCAGAUCCACUCUAACCCAGGAGUUCAGGUCUGCAUGGGAAUGUCCUGCACUCAUUAAAAAAAAAACAACAUAAAAUGCCUUAAAAAAACGUACCUCAGAAAUAUAAGAUAGUCUGCUUUUAGAA
Molecule: messenger RNA, 1752 nt
Organism: Salarias fasciatus (jewelled blenny)
Lineage: Eukaryota; Metazoa; Chordata; Actinopteri; Blenniiformes; Blenniidae
Product: tumor necrosis factor receptor superfamily member 12A
Exons: 5
Coding region: 465-836 (123 amino acids)
Biological process (GO): positive regulation of extrinsic apoptotic signaling pathway
Cellular component (GO): plasma membrane
Molecular function (GO): protein binding
Source: RefSeq, a predicted model, not a curated record